Peronospora farinosa is the source of this 513-nucleotide messenger RNA. Lineage: Eukaryota; Oomycota; Peronosporomycetes; Peronosporales; Peronosporaceae. The record is from the annotation of a GenBank genome assembly.
AUGGCUCUCACUCGGUUAUCGUCUCGAUAUGUAUCCGCCUUCUGUUCAUCUACUCCAAAUCCACUCGUCUUUUUCUCACAAACAGUGCCGAUUCCAUUGCAUUCACGUAUAUUGAGCUCUUCAGCACAGCAGCCGACAGAUAUUCAAUUAAAAGAGAGCGAUCUGGACGAAUCGUUUGUCAAAGGCUCCGGUAAAGGUGGUCAAAAGAUCAAUAAAGUACGCAAUUGUGUGCUGCUGACGCAUCUGCCUACGGGACUUCAAGUGCGUACUCAGAAGACGCGGUCAUUGGACGACAAUCGCCGUAUUGCUCGUAAACUCUUGAUACAGAAACUUGAUGAUUAUAUGAAUGGAUCAUUAAGUAAAAACAGUGUAAAGAUUGAACAUUUGCGUCGUAAGAAAGCCAAUCGACGAGCCAAGUCGAAACAGAAAUAUGCCAAAGCAGACACUGAAGAGAAAAGAAAAAAUGUAGAAGAUACAGAAGAGGAGGAGGAGGAGGAGGAGGAGAAUUGUUGA